AUGGAGAUGGAACAAGAGAUGGAGCAGAAGUUGUUUGAAGAGGAAGAUCAGUUUCCAGAGGCAAAGCAGUUUCCAGAGGCAGAGCCUCUUCAAGAGGCAGAGUUUGGGCAAGGGCCGAGGGCCUCUCUGAGUUUGAGCAGCCAAGAGAAGAACCUUAUUGUGCAGUUCCUUCAACAGCAAUGUCGUGCUGGAGCACUUCCACAUGGUUCAUUGAAAGAUGCAGCCAAAAAAUUCAAAGUGCAUCCAAGGACAGCCAGCCGCUUAUGGAUGAUAGCCAAUCAUCAAAUUGAACAAGGAAAACCUGUUGUCAUGAAAGGAAAAGCAUCAGGUUAUAGUAAGACAAAAGGUAAAGUAAAUCUUGAUGAAGACAAGUUUAGACACUUGUCUAUGCUUGAGAGAUCCUCAAUAAGAAAACUUGCUAUUAAGAUGGAAGUUAGCAAGUCCACAGCCGGCAGAUGGGCGAAGGAUAACAAGAUAAGACCACAUACAAAUGCCAUCAAGCCUGCACUCACUGAUGCAAACAAAAUUUCAAGAAUGAGAUGGAGUCUUACUCAUAUUCAGCCAACAAUAGCUGAAGGUAAGCUUCUCUAUCAUGAAAUGCACAACAUUGUUCAUAUCGAUGAGAAAUGGUUCUACAUGACAAAGGCUUCAGAUAGAUACUACCUGUUGUCGGAUAAGGAUGAGCCUUACAGGCCAAUGUUUGGCAGUGAUGGGCAGACCAUCUUUGAUGGUAAAAUAGGCAUAUUUCCAUUCACACAGCAAGUUCCAGCCAAAAAGAAGUCAAAGAAUAGGCCAAGAGGGACACUUGAGACAAAGCCUAUCCCAUCAGUUAACAAAGAAGCCAUGAGAGAAUGUCUCCUUAAUCAGUCAUCUAAGCAUUCAAUCACAAAUCAUGCACGGAUUAUUCCUACAAUCAAGGCUAAGUGGCCAGCCAAUGCAAGCAAGGAGAUAUACAUUCAACAAGAUAAUGCCAAACCUCACUUGAAAUCCUCUGACUUACAAUUUGAGGCCAUUGCAAGUACAGAUGGUUUUAAAUUCCAUCUAAUUAGCCAACCAACCAACUCCCCAGAUACUAUUGUGCUGGACCUUGGCUUUUUUAGGGCCAUACAGUCACUACAAGAUGACAAACUAGCCAUCAAUAUAGAUGAAUUGUUGGCAAAUGUUUGGAGUUCUUUUGAGGAACUCACACCACAAACUCUGAACAAGGUUUUCCUAAUAUUGCAUAGCUGUUUAAGCAAGAUCCUAGAAGUCCAUAGGGGCAACAACUACAAAAUACCCCACUUGAACAAAGAUAGGUUGAGUAGGACACUAGGGCAUCCUACCUCACUUGAGGUUGAAGACAAUCUGGUAAGGGAAAGCUUGGAGUAUCUACUACUCCCUGAGAAUGAUGUGGGUGGCUCAUAUCACAUAGGGCAUCUAAGCAAUGUGUUAGGGUUGUAG
Salvia splendens (bonfire salvia) is the source of this 1440-nucleotide messenger RNA. RefSeq lists its product as uncharacterized. The coding region runs from base 1 to 1440 and encodes 479 amino acids. The transcript has 3 exons. Lineage: Eukaryota; Viridiplantae; Streptophyta; Magnoliopsida; Lamiales; Lamiaceae. Gene Ontology annotation, molecular function: nucleic acid binding. The record is from RefSeq and is a predicted model, not a curated record.